UCCUGUCAUUCCACAUCGGCGCGUGCCAUCAUUUAAGUAACACAACAAGCGAGAGCUGCACGUUAUUCGCCUCGGCUUGCUCUCUCAAACAGCACUUCUAUCACACCCGUGUCGUUUUUAGAGAUAUAAUACUAUAUCGGACCUCACUUAGAGUAAGAGCGAGUUUUGAUUUUGUUUCUUUGCUUCGAGAAGAAAAGUAUUUUUCCUGGCUUCGCAGGCUAACUAGUUUAGCUGUCUCGCGAGUUAUUCGAUACUGGGAUUAUUUUAGCAUUCGAGGAAUCUAGUAUCGCCACAUGGAGGUUUUUUAAGGAUAAUGGCAGAUAUUUACACGUGACACAGGACUGUGAUCUCGGGUUGGAGCUUGUGGAUCUUGUGAAAGGCGAAGUGAAGCUUUCUGAAGAGCAGAUGUUCCUCUGACACAAGUAAAAAUGAUGCCUAUGAUUUUAACAGUGUAUUUGAGUGAUGGGGAGCAGGCCCUUACAGAGGUGCCCAUCACUCCAGAGACGACGUGCCGCGAUGUGGUGGAGUUCUGUAAAGAACCGGGGGAAAGUGGCUGCCACCUGGCCGAAGUUUGGCGUGGAAAUGAGCGAGCUAUCCCCUUUGACCACUUGAUGUAUGAGCACCUGCAGAAAUGGGGUCCCAGAAAGCAGGAGGUUAAAUUCUACCUACGGCAUGAAGAUUCGCCCACUGAAAGCAGCGAUCAGGGGAGCCAGCAGUCUCAGGAGCAGCCCAGCAUGAGAGGAGGAAGCAGCUCAGACACGCACAAUGAAAACGGGGUGGGAAACCCUCGUGUGGAGCUCACUCUCUCAGAGCUGCAGGAGAUGGCCACUCGUCAGCAACAGCAAAUUGAGGCCCAGCAACAGAUGCUCGUCGCUAAGGAGCAACGCUUGCGUUAUCUGAAGCAGCAGGAGCGGCGUCAGCAGCAGGCUGUGUCGGAGACAGAGAAACUGCAGAGGCUGAAAGAGAGGGUGGAGGGUCAGGAGGCCAAACUCAAAAAGAUCAAAGCCAUGAGGGGCCAAGUGGACUAUAGUAAAGUCAUAAACGGCAACCUGUCUGCAGAGAUCGAGCACGUCAGCGGAUUGUUCCAGGAGAAGCAGUCUGAGCUGCAGGCGGCUGUGUUGAGGGUGGAUCAGCUCAGCCAGCAGCUGGAGGAUCUAAGGAAAGGCAAACUGAAUGGCCUGCAGACUCUCGGCAGUCAGGUCACCGGCACUGCUGCCCUGGAGCUCCGCAAACUCUACCAGGAGCUGCAGAUACGUAACAAGCUGAAUCAGGAGCAAAACGGCAAACUGCAGCAACAGAAAGAGCUGUUGAAUAAGAGAAACAUGGAGGUGACGCUGAUGGACAAACGUAUCAAUGAACUCCGAGAUCGACUGUACAAGAGAAAAGCUGAGGCACGUCAAAAAGAAAACCUCCCUCUGAAUAGAGUAAAUGGUCCUCCCUCUCCACAGCCGGCUUCUGGAAAUACAGGGCGCGUGGCAGCCGUGGGACCCUACAUCCAGGUCCCAGUGCCUAGCAGGCAAGAAGGUUAUGCAGUUCCCCCUGAACCCCUCAAACCUCAGUCACUGGGGGUCAACACCCCAGCCAACCAUGGCCGCUCCAAAUCAGAUGGAGCAAGAAAGCCCCCCGGCCCCUGGAAGGUCUCUGAUUUAGACAUCAUAGUGGACCCGAUCGCUCCGCCCCCUACAGAGCCCCGCCCAGGCCCUGGGGCUCCACCCCAAGUCUCCUGCUCUGCAGUAGGGUCGGACGGCCCCCCUCUGAAUGAUGUCAGCUUGCCUACACUCACCAAGGGCAACACAUCAGUCAAGCCACCUGACUGGAAGGAGUCGGGAACAGACACAACCAGUAAAACAGCAUCACCUGCAGGCACUCCCUUAGAUAAGAUUCAGGAAUCCGGUAAACUAGGCCCAGUUCCUCCCAGUAAGCCCCAGCCUCCUCCAUACGGAGCCCACACCAGCAACCACCCCCUCUCAUCUUCCAACUCUGGCUCCACCAGCUCUUUAGACCGCCGUAAAGACGUUCCUCUCCGGCCUGUGCCCAGCCUACCCAACCAGCCGCCACCCCCACCGGCCUGGCCCCGGGUCCUGCCCGCACCUACCGGCUCGUCCUCCCAACAGAUCCAGCAGCGUAUUUCUGUUCCCCCCAGCCCCACCUUCCAGCAAAAUCCCCCCUUUUUCCCACCUGGAGAGAGACAGGACCCUCCUCUGGCUGUAGCUGUACGGCCUUUCAUCCCAGACAAGGGCUCUAGACCACAGUCACCAAGGAAAGGUCCAGCCACCAUGAACUCCAGCUCCAUCUACCAUAUGUACCUACAGCAGCCGGCUCCCAAAAACUUCCCCCUGAACAGCAAACCGGCAGUUAAAGCAGUAUACGGUAAGCCACUCCUGCCUUCCAACUCUUUACCCGCCUCUCCAUUAACAUUCGGGGGCACUGGAGCAUUUCCUCCCCUGCAGGGUUCAGGAGACGACAUGUUGGAUAGCGAGCUGGAUUUCGAGGGCCAAUUUGUAGGUCUCCCCGAGCCACCCCCACCCAGCAUAGACCACAUUCCACGACCCCUAAGCCCCACUAAACUCACACCCAUGGUGCACUCACCUAUGCGCUACCAGAGCGAUGCCGACCUUGAGGCCUUACGCAAGAAACUGGCCAAUGCUCCACGACCACUCAAAAAACGCGGCUCCAUUACAGAACCAGAAGGGCCCAACGGGCCCAACAUCCAGAAGCUGCUGUAUCAGAGAUUCAACACCCUGGCCGGCGGGAUGGAAGGAGGAAUCGGAGGUAUGGAUGGAGGGGAAGGAGUCAAUCCAUUCUACCAGCCCUCUGGAUCAACAGGUGAAGUUCUCUUUGAUGCAAAUAAUGGAAAUCCACCCUCAGGAACCUCAUCUUCCGUGCCUCACAAGCGCACUAUUGCAGGAGCAGUUGUCCAGCAAGAUGAUUCCAAUGAUAAUGAACCCCUACAGCAAGCGACUGAAACACUAAGACCUCCGGCACAAGAACCAUCCGAGGAUCGCAACAAUAACACUGAACCUUCAGCCACCUUGCCGAGCCCCGUAGAUGAGGCCAGCACACCUGAGGAAGCGGAUACCUCCUUUAAGCCUGUGGGCAAACGGACUAACCUAAAGAAGCCAAACUCAGAACGAACAGGUCACGGCUUAAGAGUGAAGUUCAACCCACUCGCCCUGUUGUUGGACGCCUCACUGGAGGGAGAAUUUGACCUUGUACAAAGGAUAAUCUAUGAGGUUGACAAUCCCAGCACCCCAAACGACGAGGGCAUCACACCUCUCCAUAACGCAGUGUGUGCUGGCCACCACCCUAUCGUCAAGUUCCUGCUGGACUUCGGGGUGAACGUGAAUGCGGCAGACAGUGACGGCUGGACGCCCUUGCACUGCGCUGCUUCCUGUAACAGCGUGCACCUGUGUAAGGUUCUGGUGGAGUCUGGCGCAGCCAUCUUUGCCACCACCAUUAGCGACGUGGAGACGGCAGCGGACAAAUGUGAAGAGAUGGAAGAGGGUUUCAUACAGUGCUCCCAGUUCCUCUAUGGUGUGCAGGAGAAAAUGGGUGUAAUGAAUAAAGGAGUUGUGUAUGCUCUGUGGGAGUAUGUGUCUCAGAGUGCAGAUGAGCUUUCCUUUCAGGAGGGAGACGCCAUUACCGUCCUGCAUAGGAAAGAUGACACCGAGACAGACUGGUGGUGGUGCAAACUCAAUGACAAAGAGGGCUACGUGCCACGUAACCUGCUGGGGCUGUAUCCCAGAAUAAAACAACGUCAGAGAUCUCUGGCUUAACCAGCCCUUGCUUGGCCACACCCCUUUCCUGGGGGAUUGACUGGACUAACCUGGGGAUGUAGAGCCUAUGUCUUUCACCUCAGUGUGCCACUUUGACUACAGAAGGGGAGAAGCUGCUAAUCCCCCUUUGGAGGCACAAUCAACCUAAAGCGCUAUACAAACACACACACUUUAAUAUAACACUAAAAUAAAAGCUGCCUCAGGUUUCUCCCUCAUCUCCACCUCUAGACCUCAGUGUAUCGCCCUUGUAUAUCAUAAUUGAUAGAAAAUUGAUCAUAGCUGUACAUUACACCUUGGGGAGAAAAGCACUAAUAAGUUUCUGUGUGCUUGUAAGCUUUGGUUUUUCUAGGUAUGGCUUUACCCACGAUGCUUUGCUCAGAGGACUAGGGCUGGGAGACCUAAACCUUCUGUCAGUGAGGGAAUUCAGUAUGAUUUUAAUUAUAUGAGUGAGGCGAUGUGCUACAAAACAAGUUUGAACUGGAAGCGUAUAGAGAGCGAAGAACAAAGCUGUUCCAUAUGAGAACAAAACUUAUUCAAAUUAUUCAGACCUAUGACUGAGAUAAUACAUUUACUGAUGGGAAUGUAUACUACAUAGUUUGAAUGUGAGAGAUUGUGUUGAGUUAUUAUUUUCAUUCAUUACAGUGGGAUCACAAAAAUGCAUUUUUUUUUUGUGCGGAUGACAGCAAGAGAGAGAGAUCUUUUUACAGUAUAAGAGUGUUUUGAAGAGAGAGUAUGAAGUAUGUAGAGAGAGUGUGUUUUUUUAAUAGAGAAAAGCCAAGCUGGUGCUUCAGAACCUUGGAGAAUUAUUAUAGAAUUAUAAGAUAUAUAACCUACAAGGACUGACACUUUACAUAGUCAGUUUAUUCUUUGAAGAGGGUUGGGCUGGACAGCAGUUGUUUUCAGGCGCAACAUUUGGAAUUCAUUCAUUUUAAAGCUUUUACUGUAUGUUAUUUUACACUUUUUAUGUUGCUUUAUUUUAUUCCAGCCCUCUCCACUCCCGUUUUUAGUCAAGUGAGAUGAUUUUUAUAUUCUGCCAUGGAGGCAGUAAAGAGCUUUAUUGUGGAGUUUAACCCUGUAAAUACUGUGAGGAAGAUGAAAAAGGUGACAUGCUUGACUCAAUGCUGUUAAACUGACUGCCUGUUUGGGCUUCUGUGAAAUACAGCACCUUGUGUUCCAUACAUGUGCACAAUAAAAGAGAUGAGUCGUAGCAAGCAAA
Triplophysa dalaica is the source of this 4992-nucleotide messenger RNA. It is a transcript of the gene ppp1r13bb, whose product is annotated as protein phosphatase 1, regulatory subunit 13Bb. Gene Ontology annotation, molecular function: transcription factor binding; p53 binding. Gene Ontology annotation, cellular component: nucleus. The record is from RefSeq and is a predicted model, not a curated record. Lineage: Eukaryota; Metazoa; Chordata; Actinopteri; Cypriniformes; Nemacheilidae. Bases 429 to 3776 code for a protein of 1115 amino acids. The transcript has 19 exons. Gene Ontology annotation, biological process: apoptotic process; negative regulation of cell cycle; regulation of apoptotic process.